This is a messenger RNA of Anarrhichthys ocellatus (wolf-eel), 755 nucleotides long. Its product is annotated as C-type lectin domain family 4 member E-like. The record is from RefSeq and is a predicted model, not a curated record. Lineage: Eukaryota; Metazoa; Chordata; Actinopteri; Perciformes; Anarhichadidae. The transcript has 4 exons. Bases 4 to 540 code for a protein of 178 amino acids.
GAGAUGGACCGAAAGAUGGCGGACAUCGAUUCAAUAAAGGAGGCCUUCCGCUCUCUGGACCUCUACUGCCCUGUGGUUAAUCCCAAGACUAAAGCACGGAUCUGCAGAAAGUGUCCCGACAGCUGGAGACUAUUUGAGAACAAAUGCUACUUCUUCUCGUCUCGCAAGCUCAGCUGGAGCUCCAGCAGAGCCUGGUGCCAGACACAAGGGGGCGACCUGCUCAUCAUCAACAGUGAACCAGAACAGAGCUUUGUCUUUGAGAGCAGCCAGGCUCCUCAGACGAGCAGCAGGCUGUGGAUCGGUCUGACGGAUGCGGAGGAAGAGGGUGAAUGGAGAUGGGUGGACGGCAGCCCGCUCACUUCAGAUGUCCAGUACUGGCUGAGCAGACCAGGACUGGGGACGGAGCCGGACAACUGGAAGUUGGACAACCCUCUUGGAGAAGACUGUGGACACAUGGACGCCAGUGAAAACGCUCUCAAGUCCUGGAUGGAUGGUUCCUGUGAGAUACCUUAUAGAUGGAUCUGUGAAAAGAAUGUUUAAAUCGUCCAAGAACAUUUUUAUUUCUCAUUUCAUGUUGUAAAUAUACUUUUUAAUACGGAGGAUAUUAUAGGACUAUAUGUUUGAUGUGUACUGUACAUACAUGACAUCUGAGUGGUGAUAGUGUACAUGUUUCUUUCCAAAUAAAACAAAAAUUAGUCUUCAGAGUCCAAUUUUCCAUUUGCUCUAUUGCAGGAAAUAAAAACAGAAUCUGUCAA